GCGGGAGUGACUAGAAAGGCCCGGGGCCUCCGAGGAACAGAGGCAAGGGUGCCAAGACACCAGAUCCGUCCCACCCCUCCAGUUCUUCCCAGACCCCAAGAAGUCAGAGGAGGCAUUUCAGGGUGAGUUCUGGAAGCUGGCCAUCUCACCCCAGCUCCAGGCACCCACCAGUCUCCUGCUCCAUCUGCAGCUCCAUGUCCCAGGCAUCUACCACACCGGAGAGCGGGGCAGUACUCUCAGGACCCCGGGGUCUCCGACAUGGCAGCCCAGCUGACAGGAAGGAGAAGGCUGCAGCUAUGCCAGACUCUCCGGCUGAAGUGAAGACGCAGCCCCGGUCCACACCCCCCAGCAUGCCACCCCCACCUCCCACCGCAUCCCAGGGAGCCACACGACCACCCUCCUUCACACCUCACACACAUGGCGAGGAUGGACCUGCGACGUCUCUGCCCCACGGCCGUUUCCACGGCUGCUUAAAGUGGUCCAUGGUCUGUCUCUUGAUGAACGGCAGCAGCCACUCACCUACGGCCAUCCACGGUGCCCCAUCUACACCCAAUGGCUUCAGCAACGGCCCAGCCACCUCAUCUACCGCCUCGCUGUCCACACAGCACCUGCCCCCGGCAUGUGGGGCACGGCAGCUCAGCAAGCUCAAGCGCUUCCUCACUACCCUGCAGCAGUUUGGCAGUGACAUCUCGCCUGAGAUUGGGGAGCGUGUGCGCACGCUGGUGCUGGGGCUGGUGAACUCAACCCUGACGAUCGAAGAAUUUCAUUCCAAGCUCCAAGAAGCCACCAACUUCCCACUGCGGCCAUUUGUCAUCCCCUUUCUGAAGGCUAAUCUUCCACUGCUGCAACGAGAGCUCCUGCACUGUGCCCGCCUAGCCAAGCAGACACCUGCCCAGUACCUGGCCCAGCAUGAACAACUGCUUCUGGAUGCCAGUGCCACCUCCCCUGUCGACUCUUCUGAGCUCCUGCUGGAAGUCAAUGAGAACGGCAAGAGGAGAACACCUGACAGGACCAAAGAGAAUGGGUCAGACCGGGACCCUCUGCACCCCGACCACCUCAGUAAGCGGUCCUGCACCCUGAGCCCUGCCCAGCGCUGCAGUCCCAGCAAUGGGUUACCCCACCCUACACCACCCCCACCCCCACACUAUCGCCUUGAGGACAUGGCCAUGGCCCACCACUUCCGGGACUCCUACCGACAUCCUGAUCCCCGAGAGCUGCGGGAGCGCCAUCGGCCCCUUGCCAUGCCUGGGUCUCGACAAGAAGAAGUGAUUGACCAUAGGCUCACAGAACGUGAGUGGGCAGAAGAGUGGAAACACCUCAACAGUCUCCUGAACUGCAUUAUGGAUAUGGUGGAGAAGACACGACGAUCCCUCACUGUGCUGCGCCGGUGCCAGGAGGCUGACCGUGAAGAACUCAACCAUUGGAUCCGGUGCUACAGUGACUCCGAGGAAGGGAAGAAGGGCCCCAGUCCCUCCUCAGCCCGGCCCCUCAACAGCUGCAGUGGCCCUGAGGGGUCUCAGCUAGAUGUGCACCGGGAUUUCAUGCCCAGGACCCUCUCUGCCUAUAUGCCUGAGGAGAUCUGGAGGAAGGCUGAAGAAGCCGUGAAUGAGGUGAAGCGCCAGGCGAUGUCAGAACUACAGAAAGCUGUGUCUGAUGCAGAGCGCAAAGCCCAUGAACUCAUCACCACAGAGCGUGCCAAGAUGGAACGAGCCCUGGCUGAGGCCAAGCGACAGGCCUCAGAGGAUGCCCUGACUGUCAUCAACCAACAAGAGGACUCCAGUGAGAGCUGCUGGAACUGUGGGCGCAAGGCCAGUGAGACUUGUAGUGGCUGUAACGCAGCACGCUACUGUGGGUCCUUUUGUCAGCACAAGGACUGGGAGAAGCACCAUCAUGUAUGCGGCCAGAGUCUGCAGGGCCCCGCAGCUGCAGUGGCUGACCCUCUGCCUGGACAGCCUGAUGCUACUGCCAGUCCCAGUGAAGCCGGCUCGGCAGGGCCCUCCCGCCCCUGCUCUCCGGGCCCACCAGGCCCACUGGACGCUGCUGUGCCCCGCUGACCUCCAGAUCCAACGCCCAGCCCAUGGACGCCAUGCCCUGCCAAUCUCCUGGCCCCACCUUGGCCCACUAGAUGCCUGGAGCUGGCCAGGUGGAGUCACUGCUGCUACUGCUUCUCUCCAAAAGAAAACACAGAUCCAACGAAACUGCAUUCAUGCAGCCUCAGCUACCUGACAAGGUCUUGCCAGGACCUCCUACAGCCUCUCUUCACAAGCAUCCUCAGAUAUCACUGCGGAGCUGCAGACAGUGGCUCUGACAGAGUACGGCCAGCUCUGCCACUGUCUGUCCCCUCUGUGUCUGUCUCUGUUACUGUCUAUCUUUCAUGUCUGCCUCUGUGUUUCUUGAUGUCUUGGUCUCCUUCUGUUUCCAAGCCCUGACUCUCCCUAUGUCUCUGAUCCUCUGUCUUUGUCUCUGAAGACCACAUGCUUUCUCUGUAAUCAGAGAAACCUAAUUGGUGGCUUUUAUUUUCAGUGAAGAACUUUUGGAGAUUUUGUUUUGUUUUGUUGGCAAACAAGCUACUUAGAAAUGGACAAAGAACUGUGGGGUUCUCCCCAUUCCUUAUUAGAAAGGGAAGAAACUGUGAUUUUUCUAUCCAGAACUGCUGCCUCACCCAGCCAACCCCAGAGGGAUCGGCACAUGCAGCAGAGAUGGUGAGAACAAUUUCAAUUUCCAACUCAAGAAGCAUUUUUUUGUUUCAGGUUUUAUUUCUUUUUUUAAUGACAAAGUCUUUGGCUUUAAGUAAAAAAAAAAUCCAAAAAGUUUUUUUUAAGCAAAGGAAACAUACCUGUAAACUACCUUGCCAGCUAGCCAGCCAAGGAUGCCAGACACACCUCGCUCCAAAGGAAAUCCAAAAAGCAAACUCAAGAAAUCAAAAUCCAAAAUUUAUUUUUAUCACUGCCAAAGUAUUUUUUCAUGGUGUUUCCAUUCCUGGGUUUGUUUAGAUGUUGGUCUUUUAUUUUGGCUUUGAUUUUGUCAGGGGGUGUUGGGUCACUGGGAUUUGGUGGGCUGGGUCAAGAAGAAACCUUUUGUUCCUUUUUGACUAGUGGGCAGCAUCCUUGCUGGGCAAAGGGGUCAGCAGCAAGACAUGACCCUCAGCACCAUAUCCAGAAGCCCCAGUCAGCAUGAGCCCGAGUGUUGUGUGCCCUAGGGCCAUGUCUGUGUGUCCCUGUAUGCAAGGAAGGCACCUCCACCUGUCCUCACACCUUCUGCGACUUCUCAUAAUUCAUUUUCCACCUGUGAAAAAAAGUGCUAAAGUGUUCUUCCCAGAGAGAGCACAAUUCCUAAAUGAAACUGUGACAAUCUUUUGGGUUGAUUCUUGACUGCUUUUGAAAGCAUAAGGAGACAGCGAAUCACGCUUUCUUGGUUUUCCCUCCUCUACCUCUCUGCUCUCCCAGUCCCAUCCGCCCUCACUGCAGCCCUCUCUCCCCACCCCAGUGUCUUGCUGUGGCUACCGUCAUUUCUUUCAAACUUUUACAGAAAAAAAAGGAAAAAAAAACACAAAAGCCAGCAGCCACCACCUCCCCUGGAAGACUCAAGCCCAGCUGUACAUAUCCCUGUGUUGCAACCCCAGUGUUCGUCUCCAGCCGUGGGAGUGAUGGUGAUGCUUGUCCACCGGCACUCCAGUCCUUGCCCACCCUGCCCUUCACCCGCUCAGCUCCCUCAAGGAUUCAAGGAGGAAAUGAAGGAAGGAGGCUCAUGCCUGUACCAAACAGAAAGACAGCAGACACAGUCCGGGUCUGCACCUGUGUGUGGCUGCAGCAAGCUACAGGCCUAGCGUGCAAUAUGGGGGAGUUACUCCUGAACCCUGGGCCCAAGGGGGCCCUGCCCAGAGCAAGGUGUGCAGCGUGUGUUAAUGUGAAUGUAAAUAGUCUCCACAGAGGUCCCAACCACAGCGUCAGUACUGAGGAGAUGUUUGCCAAAUAAAAAGAAAUUAAGACAAACCACAGAAGUAUGUGAAAUUUAGGAAACACUUUGAAAGGAAUCUGAGCUGUGGUCCUGUGGGCUUGUUUGGUGGCUGGUAUUUCUUCACAACUGUAAAAUUCAUUCUUUAUGAGAACAUUAUAUGGAAGGAUCCUGUUAGGCACCAUCAACCUGGUGCUACCCUGAAUGGAGCCUGACAGCAACCCUCGCUCUGAAGGCCAAGGUAGAUCUCAUCCUCUGGAAGUUUCCUGAGGCACAGCCCUCCAAGUCCACAGAGAUGUAUUUUUGUGGGUUUCAGAGAAGCCAGGACACAUGGCGACCUCCUGCCCUUCCUUCUAGUGGACCAGUUGCCCUGAGCGUCUGCCUGUGAACACGGAGUCUGUGUGCUGGUAGAGACCUACCUCCUGUCCUGUCACAGGAAGCAUCACUGGAUUCCAUUCCCAGAUGCACCUCAUGCAAUGCUUCUUGUCUCUGUUACAGCAUGCAGCAUCCUUGGUCCUUCCAGGAGGGCCAGCCAGUGACCCUUCAUAGGAAAAGCUCUGGGUGGCAGUAGGUGGUGAGCACCAUGUGUGUGGGGAAAUAAAGCUAGGUCCUCAGGCUGUGCUUAAGAGCUGUAUAGUCUCUAGAGGUCUGGGCCAGGAGUCCUGAGGUGGCUUCCCUGAUGACCCUGCUGUCAGGACUUGAGAGGGCCUGCACAUAUGUGGUGCAGCCAUUCUGAGGUAGGUCACAGAGGGUCCCUUACCUGAAGGCCCACCAGUUUACUUUAGCUUCUUGUACCUCCUUCCCUACCCACACCACCCUUAUCUCCCUUUUAGGGACAAGAAGGCCCACCAGGGACAACAAAAUGCUGCCCAGCCAAAUUAGCCUCCAGGAACCAGGUUCCAUAUUUAGGUUCAGCAGAGCCCCCACCUACCCUACACUAUCAGAUGAGAGUUGGCCAGCAGCAGCUGUAGACACCCAGGAUGAGGGACUGGCUAGCUGAUAGGAAGAGCUCAGCAGUCAAGGGGCAACUGCAGAAUCAGGUGGCAGUAAGGUGGGGGUGGGGAGGGCUAAGUGAGGAAACUGGGACCGGAAACAGCAGGAGGGAAUCCCAGGCAUACUGCUAAGUUCUGACUGGAUGUCUGGAGGAGUCCUGAAUCAGGUGUGAAGGCCCUGGAAAAGCUGUGGGCGCUGUGAUCAGGCUUUAGCUACCAAAAGACCUCAUAGGAGAACCAAACAACCUCAAAGCUUUGGAAAGAACAGGGUUCAUGGGUGUUCUUUGUUGGGAGGUAUACCCUGGGUGGCCAUAAUCACAGCAUGCUCUUGGUUUCAGCCUACGGUCUACCUGGGGCUCUCCACAGAGCAGGGAGAGAGUCAUACUCCAUCCCCGACUCCUGCUGAGAGCCCCUCCUGCUAUCUUCUCCAAGAACAAUUGCCAGGUCCUGCCUCCUAGUAGCCACAAACAUGAACCAAACCCCUACGGGAUGUGGCUUUUGACAGAGUCUUGCUCCCCGAAACCCCAAAUCAAAAUGCAACUUUAUUUCCUGUUCUGAGGCCAAAGCUAAACCAGGAAGGCUGAGUGCGGAUGGCAGGUGGCAGACGGAACUCUCCAACCCCAAGGCCCAACCCAGAUCCUGUCUCAUGACCUUAUGACUUCUUGUCAUGUGUCCUUCGGCCUCUCCCAUCCCUCCUCUCAUCUCCUUGUCUAACCCUGCCCUAAACUCAGACUGGCCUUUCUCCAGUCUGCUGCCUAAGGGCUGCCCAGGAGGAUUCUUUCCAGCUCAGUCCUCACACCUGCACAGGAACAGAGGCCAAUGGCUCUCGCUCCACAUAUGGUCACAGGUGUAUAGGAGCAGGCUGGAGUAUACUACAGCUUAUGUCCUACUGCCUGAUGAGGUCCUACUGCCAAGGUGAGAAGUCUCAGCCCUCCUCCCCCCAAAGGAGUCAGUCAACAGGGACAUCUGUCAGAAGACCUGAGAAGGUCAUUGAUGGUGGAGAAGGACAGAAUAGGAGGCAUGGCUAUGGGCAAUGCUAUCUCAAAGCCACAGUGGACAGAGAUCAGGAUGGGUCCCAAUGUUCUCUUUUAGUUUCUCCAAAUAAAUCAUUAGGCUGACACCAAAGUAUCAUCUCUGGCAUCUGUCCAUUACUGUGCUCCUCAGCCUAACCACACUGAUAGAUUGACACUUUCCUGAGUCCAUCCUUCUGACUUAUCCAGCCCUCUUUCCAUGAACCCAUUAACUUCCCCAUUAUCUACGUUGGCCCACCUGCUCUCCAUCUAUCAUCCAUGCGUCCGCUCAUCUACCUGCCCACACCACCCAAACUGUCUUUACCUCACCAUCCCAACAUGCCAUUCUUGUGUCUGUGUUUUCCAGUCCCACACACAGCCAUCUGUAGAUCCAUCUUUCCUAUCAUCUCCCUACCCACUAUACUCAGAGUAGUAUCAGCUUCCUCAGUGUACCAAAGACACUAGGCCCUCCCCUGCCCUCCACUCUGUUUGCCCUGAGCUGGCCAGGGGUACCCUAAGAAUAUCCACCCAUGAGUCAACAGCCCUCGGUGCUCUGCCCCACCAUGGUCUGUUUUAGACAACUCCAGAAAUGAGUUCCAACCGCAGGCAUUGUGAACAGAUUGGACAAGUUCUUAUGGCAACUGUGACACAUCUGGACCUGCUCGGGAAGAGGAGCCAGCAACUGCUCAGGAGCUCUGUAAUGCUAUGCUAGGCAACCAUAUUGCCUGAAAGUAGAGGCAGUCCUUGACUCCAGGAGUCUGCCAAGAAGAGGGAUCUCUAAAGAGGAAAGCAAGCCAAUGCUGGCCUCCUCUGAGACAGUAGCACUCUUAGGACCCUGUUCCUCGGAGCACUUGGGUACCAUUCCCAUCUUGUCAGGAUCCCAAGUAGCUUAAAGUUGAACCUGUCCAGCCCAUUCCUACUGGAUCCACUGAUGGUAGGGGGAAUUUGCCAGGUGUUUGGGACCAUCCACAGGCUCCCCUGAUAACUCAUUACUCUUCCUGAAGCUCCUACCAUGUAGGGAAGUCUCUAAAAUGAGCCUGGGGAGAGACCCCUGGGUUACCAUCGUGUUGGCAAGAGGAAGAGAAGAUAGAGAAACUGGAGGUGAGCUGGGUUCAGGGGAGCUAUCUACUCCUGUAGACAGCUUACAGACAAAGCUCAGAACAGUCUGUCAACAAUGUGCACAAGUCCCCAAAUUCUAGGAUACUCUAUCUUGUUUUCUGUUCCUUUUCUUUCAAUUCAGUUGGCUCUUAGAGUAGCAACCCAGACUGGGAAACAGGAAUGCGGCAUCUGACUCAAAAGUGCAGCCUACUCACAACAUCCUCAAAGGAACAGCACCGGCUCCCACCCAGACAAGGCCCAGCAGCCCUCAGCUCACACCAUAUCUGGGGUGGGCCACGGGUUAGGCCAGAGCACAGCCACGCACAGCCUGCCCGUGAACCAUUGCUUUUCCAUUUCUUUUCCUCCUGUGGGAGUUGGGAGGAAAAUACUGGAUGUUUUCUUCAUGAAAAGCUGUGGCCCACAACCCUCCAUGUCUGGGUGCUGUGUCAUACUGCCCACUGCUAUCUUCUGCUGUUCUGUGUGUUUGCCCUGUGGGCCAUGGACACGAUCAGGUUAAUCACAUCUGUGUAAUAAAGUGAACGUUUGCUAUGAA
Molecule: messenger RNA, 7607 nt
Organism: Mesocricetus auratus (golden hamster)
Lineage: Eukaryota; Metazoa; Chordata; Mammalia; Rodentia; Cricetidae
Gene: Cbfa2t3
Product: CBFA2/RUNX1 partner transcriptional co-repressor 3
Exons: 12
Coding region: 195-2054 (619 amino acids)
Biological process (GO): negative regulation of DNA-templated transcription; DNA-templated transcription
Cellular component (GO): nucleus
Molecular function (GO): transcription corepressor activity
Source: RefSeq, a predicted model, not a curated record